Messenger RNA from Epinephelus moara (kelp grouper), 4008 nucleotides. RefSeq names its product solute carrier family 24 member 1 (gene slc24a1). The transcript is spliced from 9 exons. Bases 1 to 2076 code for a protein of 691 amino acids. NCBI's taxonomy places the organism in Eukaryota, Metazoa, Chordata, Actinopteri, Perciformes, Serranidae. Gene Ontology annotation, molecular function: calcium, potassium:sodium antiporter activity; calcium channel activity. The record is from RefSeq and is a predicted model, not a curated record. Gene Ontology annotation, cellular component: membrane. Gene Ontology annotation, biological process: calcium ion transmembrane transport; intracellular calcium ion homeostasis; long-term synaptic depression.
AUGCAUUGUACAAGGAGGAAGCGACUGCAGCUUAGCAGGGUUCUGUUUCUCCUCUCUGGGGUUUUUCUCUGUACCCUCUACCAGCUGACCAUCAGUGCCAGAUUGUAUGAGCCUUUGCCAAUGCCUCAGAUUGGGGAGGAUUUUGGAGAAGGUUCAACAGAGGGUGUUGAGGAGGCGACAGUAGAGACUCCGGGGCUGGAGGAACCUCUCACUGCAACACACGAGUUAGAGCCCACAGAUCAAACAACUCCAGAAAUGCAUGUGGUAACUGUUUCGGAGACAACUACAGAUUUUACAGCAUCCAACCCCACUGAAGCUCCACCAUUGCCAACUACAAACCGGACUAUUGUGCAUUGCAUCUACGUGGCCCCUGAGCCUCCACGGGAGAUGCCCACACCAACUCCUCCUGUGACCACUGUCACCCCAGCCUCUCCUGCUGAAGCUCCACAUAUGAAGGGCGAAUACCCUGAAGAUAUCUUUUCUGUUGAAGACCGUAGACGAGGCUGGGUCAUCCUCCACAUUUUUGGAAUGAUGUACAUGUUCAUUUCACUUGCUAUUGUGUGUGAUGAGUUCUUUGUCCCUGCACUCGGGGUAAUCAUAGACAAGUUAGAAAUCUCUGAUGAUGUAGCAGGAGCCACCUUCAUGGCUGCUGGAGGUUCUGCUCCUGAACUCUUCACCUCCUUGAUAGGAGUAUUCAUCGCCCACAGCAAUGUGGGCAUCGGCACCAUCGUUGGCUCGGCGGUUUUCAACAUUUUGUUUGUGAUUGGGAUGUGUGCUUUGUUUUCACGGGAGGUGCUUCAUCUAACCUGGUGGCCACUUUUCAGAGAUGUAUCCUUCUACAUAUUUGACCUCAUCUUACUCAUCAUCUUCUUCUUGGAUAAUAUCAUAAUGUGGUGGGAGAGCGUGAUGUUGGUCGGCUGUUACACACUCUAUGUGACUUUCAUGAAGUUCAAUGUGCAAAUAGAGCAGGCCUUCAAGGUCCUGAUCCUCAAAAACAAGAACAUUGUCAGAAUUAUUUCUGUGGAAGAACCUGAAAAGGGUGCAAACGGUGACGCUGAAAAUAACGCCCCUCCUGCUUCAGAAGACAAGAAUCGGUUGAAGUUGAAGCCAUCCCUUCAGCGCGGGGGAAGUUCAGCUUCUCUACACAACAGCACCAUGAGAAACACCAUCUUCCAACUUAUGAUCCACACGUUAGACCCUCUAGGUGAGGUUGGUGGAGGAAAAACUGAGCCGACCAAAGAGCCAGAGGCUGCUCCAGCCCCAGCCCCAGCAAAAGAGGAGAAGGAGCAACCAGAGGACAAGAAGGACGAUGUGCCAGCAGGAGACGGUGGGUCAGGAGGCUCUGACGAUGAUGAAGAUGACAGCGAUGAAGACAGUGAUGAGUCCAGUGAAGAGGAAGAUGAUGACGAUGAGGAUGAAGAUGAAGAUGAAGAGGAGAGUGACGAAGAGGAGAAAGAGGAACCUCUGUCUUUAGAGUGGCCCGACACGCCACGGAAACAAGCCACCUACGUCUUCCUGCUGCCUGUAAUCUUUCCUCUGUGGCUCACAGUUCCAGAUGUUCGCAACCAGAAAUCCAGAAAAUUCUUUGCGAUGACCUUCCUGGGCUCCAUUCUGUGGAUUGCUAUUUUCUCCUACCUCAUGGUGUGGUGGGCCCAUCAGGUGGGUGAGACCAUCGGCAUCUCAGAGGAGAUUAUGGGCCUGACUAUCUUGGCUGCAGGGACGUCCAUCCCUGAUCUCAUUACCAGUGUGAUUGUUGCACGAAAAGGCCUGGGGGACAUGGCUGUGUCCAGCUCUGUGGGCAGUAACAUCUUUGAUAUCACAGUGGGUCUUCCAGUGCCAUGGCUCCUUUACUCAUCCGCACACGGUUUUGGUCCAGUGGCCGUCAGCAGCAACGGGCUCUUCUGUGCCAUCGUGCUUCUCUUUAUCAUGCUCCUCUUUGUCAUCAUCUCCAUUGCAUCGUGUAAGUGGAGGAUGAAUAAGCUACUGGGCUUCACCAUGUUCCUGCUCUACUUUAUCUUCUUGGUGCUUAGCGUGAUGCUGGAGGAUCGCAUCAUCAUCUGCCCUGUUUCUAUCUGAACGUGUGAGCUGGAGCCUUCUCUACAGCAGGCGUUGUCUUCACUUGUGACCUGUAGCACAACUGUUAACCUGUACAUGGACUGAUCUCAUGAGCAUGGGUGUGGAUAUCUGUAGAAACUGUGCAGAAAGCUGCUGUAGUUGCUCUGCAUUGUUGCAGCUGACGUGUGUUUGGUAUGAAAGCAACAGUACACAUAUGACAACAUUUUCUAGCAGAGGUGGGACCAAGUCAUUGUUUUGUAAGUCACAAGUAAGUCUCACGUCUUUGCACUCAAGUCCCAAGUCAAGACCCAAAUCCUAAACUCUGAGUUUUGGUUCCUAAACAAGUCAUGAUGCGCUCUUCACAAAUGUAAUGCCUUCUUAACAACAUAGUAAUAAUACAUUACAUUUACAAAAAUUGUGAUUUUUAAAAAAAAAAUUUUUUUUUUUUGUUAAAACAAGUGUGACUGAACUUAAUCAUAAAGAAGUAGUGCUGACAUUCCACUUUUAUAGUAUAUAGCAACCAAAGCAGAAUGGAUUUUAUAUGUUUCUGUCCUGUCUUGUUGUAUUUAUCUCAUCUCAUAUUGGGCAAACAUUUAUAACUCUCUCUUCCCAAAAUGGCUUGGGGGGAAGGUAUCAAGUUUUCAAGUGUUUUCAAGUUGAAGUCACGAGUCACUGGUGUUAUUUAUUUAUUUUGUCGAGUCUAAAGUCAUCAAAUUUGUGACUCGAGUCCAAGUCAUGUGACUCUGUUUUCUAGAACUUUUUAUUUUUAGUAACAAUGGCAGCUUUUACAUAAAUUAUUUGAUUACAUCAGGAGAUGCAAACUGUCUGAAGUAGUGUAGGUAAGUGUAAAAGAAUGAACACUAACAGGGAUAUGAACAUUUUUUUACUGUUUACAAAACAGCAUCUUUAGAAUGCAAUUAGAAAUCUAGAAUAUGUGAACAUUUUGGAAAAUGUAUGAAGUUUCUACAUGUAAAUUUUGUACAAAUCUGUGCACCAACAACCGUUUUAUAACAUUUAUUAAUAGAGAACCUGAGCUUGCUUGAACUUAAUCAGUUUUUAUAAAAAAAUAAAUAAAUAAAAAGGUCAGUCGUGGCAAUAGCACUUUGGAAAUAAUCAGACGUGACAUCCGUAGAAUAAACGUGUUUAUUCAUAAAUGAAAGCAAACUAUAGAUCCAGCCAGGGAAGAAAUUUGAUUUCUUUCUCAUAUAAAAAUCAUACAAAUUAGUAUCUGUGUUACAAAUGAUAAAUAAUACAUCAUAAACAUUGUUUUAAUUGACAAAUUGUGUAAACAACAUGUAGACAUCAAAUGUUUUGGUCAUCAGUGUUUUUUUGUUUGUUUUUGUCACACAUUAUAAGGUGAAUAAAAUGCAAAUAUACAUGCUGUGAUAUUGGUGUUUAUUCCAAGCACACAGCCUCGUCUAAUCCAGCAUCGUGUCACCAUAAAUAACUGUGGUGAAGUCCAGUAAUAAACUGUGAAGCUGCGUCACAUUUGUACCGUACAAACAGAAUGUAGGCAGGUUUUUGUCAGUUAAAAGUGAGAGACAAUAUUAACACAGUGAACCAUCACACUCAUUUUUGGACGUGAUUUUGAAGCAGGGCAGGUCAGAGCUGUUCUCCUAACUUAACACCUUUCAAAUUAAUCUUUUAAUAUGCUCAGUGCAAAGAAACCUGCGCCAUCAUCUGUCCAAAGAGAUUUAUAAUGUCCUUUUUUUUUGCUCUGUAUUUCACAUUAAACAGUGCAUUGCUAUACAAAUGUCCAAAACUGACAUGUACACCAUACAGUGAAGACCAAAAGGAAAUAUACAAAAUACUAGAAUCAAAUACUCUGUACAUUUUUAUAGAUGCAUUACUGUGUCAAUAAAUUAAUUUCUUUAUCAAAAAUUGUGUCGAUUUAACCAACAGAAAACAUUUAUUUUCAGUUUUUAUUCAUCUAUUAGUUUGAUUGUACUGUUU